AUGAAGAAACCAAUUCUAAAAAGAAUUAAAAAAUUAAGCAAAGACCUCUCUCAUAAGUUGUUGAAAGAGUAAAAAAUAUUUUUCUAAAAUAGGUUACUCUCUGGAGAAGACUUUAUACUGGCUUUUAUGAUUAAAACAAAAAAAUUAUUUAGAUGUCCUUGGAUAAGGCUGCUGAAAAAGUUGGCAUUUCUAACAAAACAUUAGAUGAUUAUCCAUUAUAAAUUCGAUAUGGAAAAUGAUAUGGAUUCGACUUCAAGAAAAAUAGCAAUGAGGGCAUUAGUAAAUUGA
Molecule: messenger RNA, 288 nt
Organism: Paramecium sonneborni
Lineage: Eukaryota; Ciliophora; Oligohymenophorea; Peniculida; Parameciidae
Source: the annotation of a GenBank genome assembly